Thalassophryne amazonica is the source of this 2186-nucleotide messenger RNA. RefSeq names its product transmembrane protein 79-like. The transcript is spliced from 5 exons. Bases 164 to 1474 code for a protein of 436 amino acids. Lineage: Eukaryota; Metazoa; Chordata; Actinopteri; Batrachoidiformes; Batrachoididae. Gene Ontology annotation, cellular component: trans-Golgi network membrane; lysosomal membrane. Gene Ontology annotation, biological process: regulated exocytosis. The record is from RefSeq and is a predicted model, not a curated record.
CCUGAAAUUUGAUUCAGAACUUCAGGAUCCUAGAAGACAAAAAAGCAAAAAGAGGGGGAGGGAAGAAAGGCAGAGAGCGACUGGAGGGUCUUUUUUUAAACUACUAGAACCAUAAACUUUCCAAACACUGCGCAGCCUCUCCGACAAAGUAAGUUGUGUGACUAUGAGCUCCUCAGGGCUUCAGGCCACAAAGGGGCAGAAUGUUAAGGAGAUUGACAGCAUGAAGGAGUCCAUCAGCGACAUCAUCAACCAGCUCCAGGACAUCGACCCGGCCAGACUCUCCUUCUCCCCCUUCCUGGAUUUGGACACUCAGAUCUCCUUGGCACCGGUGUCAGACAGCCCAGAGUCCUCGGUGGAGGAGCUGCACUCCUCCCCCCACUCUGUCUCGGGCUCCCAGCACUCUCUUGAACCAUCACCAGUGAUAGAACAGCCAAGGAAUUCUGCUUCCUGCCACCAGCAACCCAUUGAUGGACCUGCAGAAGAGCCACGAGCAGAUGAGACAGAAGAUGGAACUGUGGCUGAAACUCUUUCCAGUCCGAUUGCAGCAGCACAUAGUUCUGACAGUUCCACAGGAAACUGCAUCAGCAGACCACCUCCAGUCUCUCAGGGAGAUGUUCCCAAUGGCACAGACACGCCGAGGUGGAGUCCAGAAUCUACCCAUUUGGACUGUAGUGCUGACGAAGGCCGUCCACUGAUAGGCCCACCUCCAGAAUGCGUGGAGCUGACUGUGGUGAGGUCUGAGGGUCAGGAAGAGUCUUGUGAGGCCACUGGGACAGUCUCAAACCGGAGAUGCUGUUGCUGCCCCUGCUGUUGGUGCAAAUGUUGCCAGAAAGGCAGAGUUCCUGCCGUCUUUUCAGUUCUGGCUUCUCUUGUCUGUGCAGCAGGGAUUCUAUAUGCACUCUAUUUCUACGUACCCCUUAAACCCCCAGACUUCCCGGACAUGGUCAGCCGCAUUCUGUUCACUCUCUGCUGCUGUGUGGUGGCCACCAUCCCCAUCCUGCUAGCGAUGCUCCUGGGUGCAGCAUGCCAGUUCUGCAGCGGCUCCUUCGAUCCUCUGGACUCGUUACCCAGAAAGCGGUCGCUUCAGCGGCUUUUUGUCACCUCAUCCUCACAGCAGUUACUCCUCUUCGUCAUUAACCUCGUCACUAUGGCCGCCUUGCUGCCUCAACAUCAACUGAAGGUGGUGCCAAUGCUGAUCACCGUGUUCGUCAUCGGAAGGCUCAUUUACUGGGUCAGCCUGAACUUUUGCAGCUCCUGGCGAGGCUUCGGUUGUGGCCUGACCAUCUUCCCGCUCCUUGCCAUGGUGUCUCUCAAUCUGUUUCUUAUGUACAACCUAAACAUCCACAAAACACUUUUUGGCACACAAGACGUCUUCUAUAAUCAGGUCACCCCCUCGUCAUGGUCAGUGGAAACCUCAGAGAGCCCGAGUGGCAAACCAGACGUCCUGCCCACAGACUUCAAGGCCACUCAGUGAGGAGGCGAGCUGCCCUUUCUUCUCUAAAGGAGGAGAUCGUUUCCAAAAAUAGUCCAUUCCUGUGGUCUACAAUUCGGCACAUUGAGACAACCACUAGAACUUCAGAGUCUGUGACAACUUCUCCCACCAUACAGAACUUUUUUUUAAUGUGGAUUAGUGCUUAUUAUCUGAAAUGCAAGAGAUCUUUAUCCUGCUCCUUGCAGAAAAAGCCUUUGAACAAUGUUGUAAUCGGAAACAUUGAGGUUUUUCAAGCUAUUCCAGUGCCUAUAUUUAAUGUGUUUAAUGUUUAGUACUUAAACGUUCUGCUAUAUAUGUAGCUGUCUCUGACUUUGGUUUGACCUAAACACACACACACACAAAGCAAAUUCCAUUCUAAGAAUGUAUUAUUAUUUUCACUGCCUGAAAGAUCUGUACAUGAUGAAAGCAGAAUUAAAAAAAUAUUAAAAUUCUGAGUAGCUCUGUGCACAGUGCUGAUGAUGCAGUUUGCACAUAUAUUCGCAGCACUGCUCCAGUUCUUAUGUGAUAAAAUACUCUCGGAGUUCUCUGGUUGUUCUCCAUCUGCUGCUAAUGAUGUCUGUUCCACAAAGGAAUAGAAGAAAACAAAAGGUGGCUGCAAUUAGUGUCAACAGGAAAUGAAUAACUCGUGCUCAUGGUUUAUUUGAGCCUCACAGAUGUUUAAAUUGCCUUGUAUUUCUUUAUUAACAAGCAAGUG